AAAGCCUCUGACCUCACAGUCAGAACACGUGCCUGUCUCUUUAAGAAACGCGACCCAGGAAGAAACUGAAAGCAAAGUUCUUUUCCCCGAAAAACAAGCAGAUCUCCAUCGUCGUGGUUUCUUGUGUGCAGACCAACACCCACAGACGCAAGUAGCUAAACUUUCACCACAAACACCAAAGAAGUUAAAUAUAUGUUGUGUGGAUGUUGUAGUUUUGUUCCACUCGCUGCUUUUUGUGCAGUUUUGUUGGGAAAUGCUGCUGGAAAAAAAAACACGAGGUCCUUUUUAGUAAUCUUUCUUAUGACAUGGUCAGAUCGAGAUAUUUGAGCAUUAUAAUCUAAAUACUUAUCUUUUCCUGUUCCAGUACCUUUGAUAGUUUAAAUCCCUCAUAAGUAAACCCACACAUUCCAUUAACUCUGAAAUAUGUCACGAUGCUGAAAUUAACGACUCUCUAAUGGGACAUUAAAGGCGCCCUGUGGAGUUUUGAGUACCAGUAGCUCUUUGGACCAAUGUUUUGAUGAGGAGGUCCAAGACACAAGUACACGGGUGGUGUUGACGUGGUGUCACACUAUUGAUGGUGAAGAAAUGGCCUCCGGCAACAGCCUCUUAUCUGAGGAGCAGCUUCUUUGUCCCAUCUGCCUGGGUGUGUUCAAUCGCCCAGUUUCCACACCAUGCGGACACAACUUCUGCAUGUCCUGUAUCAUGACGUACUGGAACGACAUCCCAGUCAGCCUCUGUCCCGUCUGUAAGCACACUUUUGAGAGGAGGCCGGAUCUCAAGGUCAACACUUUCAUCUCCCAGCUCGCGUCACAGUUCAUGUCGCUUCAAGUGACCGACGCUCACAUCUGGAGCCCGGACCAACAGCAGGCUCGCUGUGGUGGACCGGUGCUGUGUGACAUCUGUACCGACAGCCAGCGAGAGGCUGUCAAAACCUGUGUGGAGUGUUUGACUUCCUACUGCGACGUCCAUCUCGAGCCUCAUCACAGAGCUGCCGGCCUGAAGAGACACACGCUGGUCGAGCCCAUGGCGAGCCUGGAGGACAGGAUCUGCAAGGAGCACACCCGACUGCUGACGUCGUUCUGUAGCAACGACGGGGUUUUGCUGUGUGACGUCUGCGCCGAUUCGCACCACGUGAACCACGACGUUGUGCCUGUGCAGCGUUUGUACACAAAGUGGAUGGCUCUGCUGGAGGACACUGAGGCCCAUGUGCAGCAGAUGAUCCAGGACAGACUGCAGAAGGUCCGAGACAUGAAAGUGACAGUAGAGCAAAGCAAGACAGAAACCAGAGAUGUGAUCGCAAGCAGCGUGCAGGACUUGGCGACGCUGAUCUCUGAGAUCCAGAAGAGCCAGACGGAGCUUGUGAAGGUGAUCGAGGAGAAGCAGAAAGCGUCAGAAGAACAAGCAGCUGGGUUGAUCAGCGGCAUGGAGAGAGAGAUCACCGAGCUGCAGGAGACGACGAUGAAGCUGAGGGAGCUGAAACAGACUGAAGACCCACUUACUUUCCUCCAAAGCUCCACAAACCCAUCCAGCCUACCACACACAAUGGACUUGUCCACAGUCAGUUUUAAUGGCCAGGUGGAAAUGCACCGCAUACAAGAAGCUUUGAGCAACUCAGUCUUUCAAAUGCGAAUAUUGCUGAAUAAAUUGAGCACAGAAAUUCAAAAUGUCUCUGACGGCACAGACGCGUCCACCAACGCUACGCUGAGAUGUCUGCAGCAGUAUGAAGUGGACGUCGUGCUCGAUCCUGAUACAGCUCACCCUCUGCUCAUCUUAUCUGAUGACAGGAAACAGGUGAGAUACGAGAGGAGUUCAGUUUUGUGGCUAAACCAGAAUCCGACUAGGUUUACAGAACAUUUUGCAGUUCUGGGCCAGAGAGGCUUCUCGUCACAUAGGUUUUACUUCGAGGUCUUCGUGGGUGGAAAAAUUGAAUGGAUUCUGGGCGUGGCCACGGCUUCGAUCCAGAGGAGGGGGGAGCUUGUUCCAGGUCCUCACUGUGGACUCUGGGCCCUCUGCUUCCUAAAUGAUUUGUUUCAAACAUUCAGUUCCCCAAACGUGCCGGUAUUCGUUGGGAAAGUAGAGCGGAUCGGCGUGUUUGUGGAUUAUCACGGAGGGCAAAUUUAUUUCUACAACGUGCAGACCGGAACACUCAUUUACUCGUUUACUGAGUGCGUCUUUACCGAAGAACUGCAUCCGUACUUUAACCCUUGUGACAAUGAAUACAGUUCAAACUUCGGUCCUAUGAUAAUUGUUCCUGUAGGUCGUACGGAUUAAUUUGUGGGUUAUUUCCAUAAACCUUUAAAAACCAACCUAUUUUUUUAGGUUUCUGCUCAAAAUAACAUACCCAAACUAAAAAGGGUGUAUCUCUGCAACCACAAAGGCUAUUUGAAUAAUGUUGGUGUUAUAAUGAAG
Messenger RNA from Cyclopterus lumpus (lumpfish), 2409 nucleotides. Its product is annotated as E3 ubiquitin-protein ligase TRIM39-like. The record is from RefSeq and is a predicted model, not a curated record. Lineage: Eukaryota; Metazoa; Chordata; Actinopteri; Perciformes; Cyclopteridae. Gene Ontology annotation, molecular function: zinc ion binding; protein binding. Bases 586 to 2271 code for a protein of 561 amino acids. The transcript has 2 exons.